GUUGAAAAUAAACAUAUGUUUGUCACUGUCAGUUUAUGAAACCUUUUGUUAUGGUUACUUAUUGUGUUUCGUAUUAGAGAUUAUUUUUAAGUUCAUCAAGAAUUUUAAGUUAACCAUGGACGAGACAAAUAAAUUACCUCUCAAGAGAGUGGAGCUUUCGUUGACAAAGUUUAACGAAGUCGCGAUCCCACAUCAUUUGGAUUUACUACGACAACACAAAGCUAAUAUUAUUAAGUACGAGCAGUCGGGCGAGUGGGCGCGCGUGCGCAGCGAGCAGACGCACGCGCGGCGCGUGGCGGCGCAGCUGCGCGCGCUGCUGGGCGAGCUGGAGGCGCUGCGCCGCCAGGUGGCGCCCGCAGACCUGCCGCGCUUCGACGCGGCCACGCAGCACGCGCGCGACCUCACGCUGCGGGCCGUCGUCGACUACCUCGGGGCGAUAGAAAGCAGUUGUAGAACACUGGGGACUGCAGCGCGCGAGCAGCUGAAGGAGACGUCUCCCCUGAGCAUCAACCGGCAGGCGGAGGCGCGCGAGGCGGCGGCAAGCGUAGUUUCCACCGACUCGGUGGGCGUCGUGGCCGAGCCCGAGCUGAUACAGCUGCAGGUCGACGAGCAUGAGCUGGCGCUGCGCGAGCGCGAGGCGGUGCUGCGCGGCUGGUGCGCGCUGCAGGAGGAGGUGCGCGCGCUGCACGCGGCCUGGCAGGCCGUGGCGGGCGCCGCCGCCGUGCAGCGGGGGCGGGUGGCGGCCGGCGCCGGCGCCGUGCUCGUGGCGCAGGGGAACGUGCAGGCGGCGCGAGCGGAGCUCUCGAGCGCGGAGCGGCUGCGCGCCGGCGCCUACGGCGUGGGCGGCGCGGCCCUGGGCGCGCUGGCCGGCGGGCCCGUGGGGCUGCUCAUCGGCAUCAAGGCGGGCGCAGCGGCACUGGUAGCGGGGUCAGCGAUCGGCUACUGGGGAGCGCGAAUACUCGGCUCGCGGCGACAGAAGCAGCUCGAGGCUCCCGACGACGACACGGAGAAGGACAAGACGCAAUAGCACUCGCAAUGCGUCUGCUUCUAAGCGACGCAACACUAGCAUGAUCAAUAUAGCUCUAUUUUUAUACGAAUGACUGUUACAAACUGGCGAAAUGAGUAGAAAUUGGUCAACAAGCUAAACUAUAGUUUUUAGUUUGGUCACUUGAAACAACUUCAAACACUUCUAAUACAUAUCACUGUAUUAUAACUAAAUAGGUAAGAUGAGACAUUCAUACAAUUUCUACACUUGUUGUCCUUCGGUAUGCACCCGAUACCUAUUAUACAAUCGCUCUCAAUAUAAUAUAAUGUGAGAUAUUCUCAGAGAUGUAAAAUAUGUAUAUAUAGUUAAGAAUAAACAAUUAUUUUAAUUUAUGAAAUACUUAAGUGUGCUGCCACUUAGUGGUCUAGAUAAUAGUAUAAAACAUAAUUAGAUUAACAAAAUUUAUUUCAUAUUUGGCUCGAUUGUACACUAAACGCGUUUUGCUAUAUUUUUUUUUAUAUAAAUGAAACUAUUUUAAAAGUCGACUAAGGCUUUCGGAUCCGGGAACCGGAUAAAUAAAUCUCAUGUGUAUACACAGUUAGUAAAGAAGCUGUUAGGGUCCUAUCCUAGCUCACAGAGACGCCGCGCGGCACGCCGACGACGUAACCGUGCCGUGGCAUUUUGGUGGGAAGUUCUGCAAUUUUUCAAUGAUAAUAUUAGAAAAUGCUAUACGCGGACAAAGGCUUUGCAUCAUGUAUGAAUACCUACUUUUAGAAAGUAAACACGUCAAUAAAAUGUAAAUGUUUAAUCAGUUACGUCACACGCUUACCAUUAUUGUUCAAACUAGUCUAGCUUCAUAAAAUGUGCGCCUUUAAUUUGUUUUUUUUUAAUAAGUAAAAUUUAUGUUAUAAAAUA
Messenger RNA from Pectinophora gossypiella (pink bollworm), 1900 nucleotides. RefSeq names its product syntaxin-17 (gene Syx17). The coding region runs from base 116 to 1027 and encodes 303 amino acids. The transcript has 7 exons. The record is from RefSeq and is a predicted model, not a curated record. Lineage: Eukaryota; Metazoa; Arthropoda; Insecta; Lepidoptera; Gelechiidae.